Molecule: messenger RNA, 378 nt
Organism: Adineta ricciae
Lineage: Eukaryota; Metazoa; Rotifera; Eurotatoria; Adinetida; Adinetidae
Source: the annotation of a GenBank genome assembly
AUGACUACGUCUGCACAGCCGGAAGAGUAUCAGAUGAAAACAGUGCUCGAUCUAACAACAGAUGAUACUGCUAAUCAUUUUCCAUUGUCACUUGACUCAACAAUGGAAAAAACAAAACUACUUCACGCUGGUGGUUUUAUAAUGUUCAAGAAACUGGCUGCCUGUUCAUUGGCUCUAGGUAUUCUAGUUGCAGGCAGUGCCCUAUUCGUUGUUCAACACUUACCUACUCAAAGCACAAAGCUAGCUGUCGGCACAUACACAGAAAAGAAUGAACUUUCGCCAAACUCUCCUCCUCAAAAUUCGUUUGCUAAACAAUCAUCUGUUGUUCAAGAUCAAUUGAUGAACAUACCAGCCACCUACUCAAUAUAUAAAUUAUAA